Messenger RNA from Tinamus guttatus (white-throated tinamou), 2558 nucleotides. It is a transcript of the gene FIRRM, whose product is annotated as FIGNL1 interacting regulator of recombination and mitosis. NCBI's taxonomy places the organism in Eukaryota, Metazoa, Chordata, Aves, Tinamiformes, Tinamidae. The record is from RefSeq and is a predicted model, not a curated record.
AUGUUUUUGCCUCAUAUCAGUAUUGUAGAAUUGGAACAAACAUUUUUCUCAAAAGUAUUGCCUAAGACUCUACAGUUAUUCGAUAACUUGAUGUAUGAAUUAUCCAAUCAGGCCAAAGAUUUAACCAGCCAGAAUACAGAAUUAUGCAGUACUUUAAGGGAUCUCUUACAGACUGUGGUGCAGCUGCUGGAGACUCUGACCAGCUGCGUGCGGUUCGUCUGCACGCUCCAAGCGCGUGUGCCUCUGGAGAGCAUCCGCACCCUCCCGUCCUCUGUUCUUUACGUGAUAAAGAACACUUUUACACACUGUAAGGACAGUGAAUCAGUGUACUGUGGGCAUCUGCACUUGAUUUCUGACCUCCUACAAGCUAUGUUCAAGGAAACAUAUUCUCUUCAGAAACAGCUGAUGGAACUACUUGAUACAAUUUCUCUGGGCUCUGCUUCUAGUGAAGAUAACAUUGCAGAUAUGGUAUCAGUAAUCCACAGUGUGCUGGAGAUCUGCUCUGUCAUUUCCAAUAUGGACCAUGCGAUCCAUGCAAACACAUGGAAGUUCAUAAUCAAGCAAAGCCUGAAGCAUCAUGCCCUCCUUCAGGGCCAUCUGAAACACAGUGAAAUCAUCAGUGGCCUGUGCAAUGAUACUCUUUUUUCUUUUCACUCCUGUUUGCAACUGGCUGAGCAAAUGAAGGUGUCGGAUAUACAGGAGGGCACUGACCUCAAGCUAUUCCAGAAGACAGUCAAACUCUGCCGAUUUUUAGCUAAUUCUCUUGUCCACUACACCAAGGAAUUUCUUUCUUUCUUCUCGGAUUUGUGCUCUCAAUUACACCAGCUGUUUCUUCAAAUAUACAGCAAGUUUCCUCCCAGUCUCUAUGCUCCAGUAAUCUCAGAGGUUCAUCGAGAUGAAAUAUCCAGAGUUUUUCUUGUGGCUCUAGACCCGCUAAUCAACCAGCUUCUUCCCUUUAGCCCUUUUAUGGAGCAAGUGUUAAGUGAAAAAUUAGGUCUUCCUCCUGAGCAGCAACUGCCCCAAUGUCUUCUGCUGAUUGGCAUAAUGGAUAAAUUGUCCUCUCAACCUGAAGAAGUGCAAAGUCUCUGGAACACGGGAAGAAGCUUGUCUUUGUACUCGGCCCUUUUUCUCAGUUUCCAGCAAUGUUCCGGCGAGCUCUCCCUCCCUGUUUGUUUGCCAGAGGCUAUUGGUACAGGACAGCCAGCGAUUCCCAUCACCCUGUAUCAUUACGUCUGUGUCCACCUCUGCUCCUUCAUUGCUUCCACGCUCCCGUCACACUUUCCUCAGCUGGAGCGUGCUUUGCUGGAUGCUGUGCUUGGUUCUAGUAUGAUCACAUCUUUGCUAGCUAUGGAUUCAUGGUGUUUCCUUGCCCGGUAUGGAACAGCUGAACUGUGUGCCCACCACGUUUUUGUGAUAGCCCAUUUGAUAAAGUCUUGGCCUAAUGAGUGUUACCAGGUUUCAGCCUUGGGUGUUCUGCUGAGGCGUAUGCUGUUCUUAAUGGCUCCAGAUCAUCAGGUAGAAUUUACUCAGAAGUUUCUUCCCAAAGAAGUGGAAAACUUGGCAGUGUGGCAGCAUAUAUCCCUCAAAGCCCUAAAUCCUGAUCUUAGGAAACAAGUGGCACAUCAGCUCUGCGUGGCAGGGCUGGCACAGUGCAGGCAAUGGCUGACUAGCAGGCGCGCUUUGGCAGAGCUCCGACCUGUGAACGCUGCUUUUGCUGUCAUGUUGACUGCCUGUAAUUCCGCUGGUGACACUCUGGAGGGAGAGCUGCAGGCAUCUAUCUCAGGAGUGCUUGGUCAGUUCUGGACUUUUCUCCAGGCUAAGCAGGUGUCAGAUGACCCAUGUCUCCAGCAGACUCUGUGCUUAUUACUUCACCUCUUGGAAUUUUUCAUUCAAACUUUAGAUGCUCAACUAAUUACUCAGGUUUUUGCACUGCAGUCUUCCCUUUUCCAGUUAGAUCCCCCAGAUCACAUUCGUCUAGCAGUGCUGGAUUUUCUGUCUUCUAUGGGAAAGGUGUUUAUACCACAAGAAGCCCAGAGGCAAGUUGUACCUCAGUUGUCAUCUUUGUUUGCUUCUCUGCUAGCUGACCAGACAUGGCUGAUUCAUCAGCAUGCACUGGAGGCAUUCACACAUUUUGCAGAGGAAACAAGCCACGAAGAUGUAGUUCCUCAGUGCCUUAAUUCUGAAGAAACGAAGAACAAAGUUGUUAGUUUUCUGGCUAAGACAAGGCAAGGAGAAGAGACAACGGAAGCACGAACAGAACGCAUGAAACAAGAAAGGAUUAUCUACAGUGCUCAUUUUCUGAAAAAGACUGGAGAGCUGGACCCAGCAGAAGAGCCUCUGGCCAAAAGAGCAUGUCACCCACCCUCAGAGGAGCAGUAUAAGUCAGCAGUAGGCACAAUGGAGGGGGCAGUGGAGGCUGUGAAGCUGCUGCUCCAGAAAGGGUCACCCCCCACAUGGCUGGCAGCGAAACUGGAGGCUCUACAUGCAGCUGUAGCCACUUUGAGGAACAGUGUACGGUAAGGUGGUGGUGAGCAGGUUUUAAACAUGCUAAAAAUGCU